UCGGUUCCGUUUGGUGAUGAGUCUAUGACCUGAUGACCUGACCAGUUAGCUGGCUGCAGCCCCUGCUUUACGUGUCGUUUCUUGGGGCAGAGCAGGAAGAGAGGGGCUCUGGCAGCUCCUCGCAGCGGGGACCUCGCGGCCUUUCACACCAUCUAGGGUGUUUUCAGUCCCUCAACCCCUGAGGAAUAGGCCAUUGGAAUUUAAAUUCAUGUCUGGAUUAUGUGCUCAUUUUGCAGUUUUAGGGUAUUUUUCUUGUAUACAUGGAUUGUAAAACGUCAAGGAACAAGCUUUUUUUUACUUUAACUUACCGUUAUGGGACUUUUCUGUGCACGUUGUUGAUCUGUUCACAGUAUGGAUUUGGAACAUAUGAUUUAGGUCAGUGCUAACCUUAGUUUUGUCUUCUUUUCUAGACAACGCACAAGGGCCAACGUGCCUUCAGGAUGACGGCGCUCCAGUCUCCGAGACAAGACGCAGGUCCGCACCACGUCAGCUGGUGCCCGCGCCGAGCAGCGGGCAGUGCUGGGGCCCCCGGCAGGCGCUGCCCUGCGCCCUGAGCUGAGCUGGUGCACUCGCUGGACGCAGGCCCUCUGUAGUCAGAUGGAUGACCAGCCGCGUUCAUAUGCGUCUCGGAAAACGGCAUUAUUUUGAAAAAGCUGAAGAUAAGGAACGUUUGGGGGCACAGAUGAGCCUUCGGAUCAGGUUUUCACCCACCUGAGGUGACACGACAAAGCAGUCAGAAUAGGUAUGGUUAGUCAUGGAGAAUAACCAGGAACCUCAUCCCACAGGGGAUGGCGAAUGUGUUUCCGAUAAAAUAAAUUUUAAAAUAGAAGAGGAAGAUGGCGUUCGGACUCCGAAUCACGGUUUGGGAAAAGUGGAGAGUGAACACGAGCAGGACCGAAAACGGGCUGACGGCAGUGGGGAGCGGGCGGAGGCGGGGGAGGCGGGCCGGGGCUGCGAGCGCCCCGGGAAGGGCCCGCCCGCCGACCAGGAGGAGGAGUACGGGUCCCUGUUUUCCCAGUACAGCAGCACGCUGUACGACGUGGCCAUGGAGGCCGUGACGCAGAGCCUGCUGGCCGGCCGGGGCGUCAGCUCCAGGAAGAAGUCUCCGGCCUGGAAGCACUUCUUCAUCUCGCCGCGGGACAGCACCAAGGCCAUCUGCACGUACUGCAUGAAGGAGUUCAGCCGCGGGAAGAACGAGAAGGACCUGAGCACCAGCUGCCUCAUGCGGCACGUGCGCAGGGCCCACCCCACGGUGCUCGGCCCCGAGAGCGGCGGCCUGCCCGCCCUGCCCACCCUCGCCCCCCCGCCACCGCAGCCGCCACCGCAGCUGCCGCCGCCCGCCGAGGCCGGGGACCCGGGCGCCCUGCUCGCACCUGUCAAGCUCGCCCCAAAACUGGCGUCGAAGGUCCCUUCCCCCGAAGACGUGACGGAGGAGUCUGUGAUCCCCGAAGAAGUCGCCUCCGAGAAGCAGGGCAGGGAGGAGGCCCCCGGGGGCCCGCCGCCCCUGCCCACCCUGCCCUGCGAGGAGGCCCCCGAGAACGGCCUGGAGAGAAACCCCCCGCUCCCGAAGAGCGCGUCCGGCUCCCGGAGGCGCUCCGCCGUGUGGAGACACUUCUACCUGUCGCCGCUGGACAACUCCAAGGCCGUGUGCGUCCACUGCAUGAAUGAGUUCAGCCGGGGGAAGAACGGCAAGGACCUGGGCACCAGCUGCCUCAUCAGGCACAUGUGGCGCGCGCACCGCUCCAUCGUGCUGCAGGAGAGCGGCGGGGGCACGGGCAUCCCGCCCCCCUACGCCGCCCCCCCCACCCUGCUGCCCGCCCUGCCGCCCGCAGAGGGGGGCCCGGGCUCCGUGUCGUCCUCCCCCCGGGCGCUGGUCCAGGAGUCCCCCUCCGCGUCCCCCGACCGGCCGGCCGAGGACCUGCAGCGGCACCCUAGCCCCAGAGACGCGCCGACGGAGGACACGUUGGCCCCGUCCCUCGAUGACGUGGGCGAGGCCUUGAGGGUGGCCUCUCCCGAGAAGCCGCAGCCGCCGGAAUCCGGGGCCGUGUUCCAGCAGAACAAGAAGGCCAUGAAGAGGCUGAAGUCGGAAGUUUGGCAUCACUUCUCUUUGGCGCCCACGGACAGCCUCAAGGCCGUGUGCAGACACUGCGCCUGCGUCAUCAGCAGGGGGAAGAGGGGUGACGUGGGCACCAGCUGUCUGAUGCGGCACCUCUACAGACGCCACCCCGAGGUCGUGGGGAGCCACAAGGGCUUGCUGGGCACGGGCUUGGCGAAUUCUCCGUACGCUACCUUAGCUUCUGCAGAAAGUUCCUCCUCCAAAUUGACGGACUUGCCAACGAUGGCUACAAAACACAAUCAAGUUCUAUUUCCCAUGAACAGCAAAAAGACCUCCAAGUUAUGGAACCACUUCUCGGUCUGCGCCGCCGACCCCACGAAAGUCGUGUGCUUGCACUGCGGCCGCACGAUAAGCAGGGGGAAGAAGCCCACCAACCUGGGCACCAGCUGCCUCCUGCGGCACCUGCAGCGCUUCCACGGCAGCGCGCUGAAGACGGACGCGCCCCGGGCCGCGCGGCCCCCCUCCCCCGGCCUCCGCGGGCCCCUGGGCGCGGGGCUGUCGGGGCCCACCCCCGUGAACGACACCACCGAGAAGUUUUAUGAUUCCCAUCCAGUUGCCAAAAAAAUCACAAGUCUCAUAGCUGAAAUGAUUGCACUUGACCUCCAGCCAUACUCUUUUGUAGACAACGUUGGCUUUAACAGGCUGCUCGAAUACUUGAAACCUCAGUACUCCCUGCCCUCGCCCUCCUACUUCUCCAGGACCGCCAUCCCAGGCAUGUACGAUAAUGUGAAGCAGAUAGUCAUGUCCCACCUGAAGGAGGCAGAGAGCGGCGUGGUCCACUUCACGUCCGGGAUAUGGAUGAGCAACCAGACCCGCGAGUACCUGACGCUCACCGCGCACUGGGUCACCUUCGCGUCGUCGGCCCGGCCGUACCGUGAGGACCGCCACUGCUCGGCCCUGCUGGACGUGUCCCAGGUCGACUGUGACUACAGCGGCAGCAGCAUCAGGAAGCAGCUGGAGUGCUGGUGGGAGGCCUGGGUGACAUCCCCCGGCCUCCAGGUCGGGAUCACGGUCACCGACAACGCAAGCAUAGGGAAGACGCUGAGCGAAGGGGAGCGGGCGAGCGUGCAGUGCUUCAGCCACACGGUCGACCUCGUGGUCGGCGAGGCCAUCAAGAGCCAGCGGAUGGUCCAGAACCUGCUUAGCACCGCGCGGAAAAUCUGCGAGCGGGUGCAUCGGUCGCCCCGAGCGAAGGAGAAGCUGGCAGAGCUGCAGAAGGAGUAUGCGCUGCCGCAGCGCCACCUCAUCCAGGACGUCCCCUCCCGCUGGAGCACGUCCUUCCACAUGCUGGAGCGGCUCAUCGAGCAGAAGCGGGCCAUCAAUGAGAUGUCCGUCGAGUGCAACUUCAGAGAGCUGAUCAGCUGCGACCAGUGGGAGGUCAUGCAGUCCGUGUGCCACGCGCUGAAGCCCUUCGACGCCGCGAGCCGGGAGAUGAGCGCCCACGCGUCCACGCUGGGGCAGGUCAUCCCCAUGAUCCACAUCCUCAACAGGAAGAUCGAGAUGCUCUUUGAGGAGACGAUGGGCAUCGACACCAUGCUCAAGUCUCUGAAGGAGGCCAUGGUGAGCCGCCUGGCCGCCACGCUCCACGACCCCAGGUACGUCUUCGCCACAUUGCUGGACCCUCGCUACAAGGCCUCCCUGUUCUCGGAGGAGGAGGCGGAGCAGUACAAGCAGGAUCUAAUCAGGGAACUGGAGGGGCUCCACUCUACCUCAGAGGACGUGCCCGUCUCCAACGGGCGCGCCCCAGGCUCCCCCUCCAAAGACUCAGUUGGGGAGGAAAACCUGUGGUCGCUCAUGGCCAAGAUGACCAAGAAGGGCCCCAGGGAAAAGACGAAGGUGCCCGAGGACAUGGUGCUUGCGUAUCUGGAGGAGGAGGUGCUGGAACACAGCUGUGACCCCCUCACCUACUGGAACCUGAAGAGGUCGGCCUGGCCCGGCCUCUCCGCUCUGGCUGUUAGGUUUCUGGGCUGCCCCCCGAGUAUUGUCCCUUCUGAAAGGCUGUUCAGCACACCCACCGAGAACGGCAGCUUUGGCCAGUCCAGGCUCAUGAUGGAACAUUUUGAAAAACUUAUCUUUUUGAAAGUGAAUCUUCCCUUAAUAUACUUUCAGUAUUGAAACUCACCAUGGCCACCGGAGCCACCGGACUGAAAAUACUGUUGGUUAUUAGGCACCAGCUCUUUGUCCCAGGUGGUGGCGCGCUCCAGGGGUGGGGGUGGGGGCGUGGACGCCGCGGCCGGCCCCCCGGGGCGGCACGAGCCUCGCCGUCCAGCCUCACUGUAAUGUCUCCGUGUGCCUUACUCCCAGCACCGCAGGCCGGGGUCCCCGCGGUCCCUGGGGCCCGCCACAGAGAGCCUGGCUUGCCGAUCAUGAAAUACGAUGAUUAGGGCUUCAUUCAUAACUGUAAAGGUUUUUAAAAGUUGGGGGUUAGUCAUUUGUUUUACUAGACUGGCAGAGAAGGUGUAAACGAUUUUAUUCUGUAGGCUUUUUAUUCAGUUAUGUAAAAACCACAAAUCAGGUACUGUAUUUUAGUUUAAAAGUUGCUUUAAUUCAACAAAACAGCUUUUCUGGCUGUUUAAUGAAAUCUGUAAAUAGGAGGUGGAGUUCAAGCCAUCCUGGCUGAGCAGUUUUUAACUGCAGGCUCUAGGAAGUAUGUCGAGGAGUACAGAGAAUAUUCUGGAACAUACUGUUUACUGCAACAGAGGUGUGGCAUUUGAAGACAAAACUAAGGUUAGAUGUGUCCUUCGACGUUGGUUGUAUAGCGAUGUGGUAAAGAGAAGGUUCCGGUUCCUGCUUUUCAUUCAGGUUUUAGGCGGUCGGCGCACUCAGAGAUGCCCCGACCGCUGGCCACGAGCCCCUGGACGCCCGCUGUCGGCCGCGCGCAGUCCUGUCAGGGCCAUCCCGAGCCUCGGACCUGGUGUCUCGACACCGUGAAGCUAUCCUUUGAAAUUUGUGCACUGACCCCGCUGACCCACUUUGAUCAAAUUAUGUAUAAAGUUCUUUCUAGAAGAGAUGGCUUAUUAACAGGGAAGAAGAUUGUUAUAUUGCAGUUGUGAGAAUAGCCUUAGGUGUUUAGAUUUUUUUUAUUAUAUAUAUAUUAGGGAAGAGUCAGCCAUCACGGGAGCUUCAGAAUCCCAAGGACAUCAGAACGAAGCGUCGAUUGUCAGAUUGUUUUAACAAUGAUACGUCUUCAGAGCUUUUGCUUCAACAUCUAGAAAAGGGUUCAUUUUCUUAUUUCAAACCAAUUAAAUAAUCUGGAUGAAGCAAGUCACUCAUUUGCCUGUGACCUUUUAGAAAAAUUGUUUUGUUAAAAACCUGCACCUGUUAUUAAUCUGGAUUUGCAUUGACUAUGUUUUAGUGUAUUUAUAAACAGCGAACUCAGUUUCUGAAAUUAAACUUUUUAUUUGCAAUUUU
Molecule: messenger RNA, 5527 nt
Organism: Suricata suricatta (meerkat)
Lineage: Eukaryota; Metazoa; Chordata; Mammalia; Carnivora; Herpestidae
Gene: ZBED4
Product: zinc finger BED-type containing 4
Exons: 2
Coding region: 755-4231 (1158 amino acids)
Molecular function (GO): protein dimerization activity; DNA binding
Source: RefSeq, a predicted model, not a curated record